AGAUAUUAAACUGUGCGAGGCAAUUCUGAUCUAGCUGGUUAUAUUGAUGGUUGACUAAGGAAAUAGUCCUAGAAACAUGGAAGCCAUCUACUUACUAGUACUGUUUUCUGCUAUAUCAAUGAGCCAUGGAAUUCUUUUUAAAAGUCCUAAUUGGUACACUCUCCAAGUGAGAUGGUCCCCAAACCUGAUUGGUUCAAACACAUUCAUUUCAAUGCCAAGGACAAGAGCAAUGGCGCUAUCUCAAGGAUACAGCAAGGUGUCGGAUUGUGGAGAUAUUCCCGGCAUCAACGGUGAGAGAUUUGUGAAGGAAGGAGAUUAUAGCGUUGUCUUACUGUACGAUAUCAAUGGAUACAUCGCAGGGAUACAGAUAGGCUUCCCUCAUAACGACAGUGCCCAGUUUCCCCCUGAUAACCAGAUCAACCAUCCAUUUUUACGUGUAGGCGACAUGUACCUUCUGACCGCCUACUUCACUGACCCGGCUGCCAUUUGUACCCGAGGGAGGAGGCUAGGCCAGUUCCUUGUUGAGGGCACCGGUGACGCACUCUAUAUCCAAAACGGCACCGACCCCGUCGCCAACUCUAUGAAAAUACCAAUGACUGAGACAGAGUUAGAAUCAACCAAGUGGACAAAGGGACCCUGCUUCCGAACGAUGGGUGUACAUUACUGGUAUGACUUAACAACCGACAUGUCAUGUGACGAUUACUUCCCUGUAUUCCUGUUGUACAACCGUGGCAGACUGAAUGCCUUUGGCUGGGCUAUCGGUAUGAACAUAUAUACUGAGUCGGGGAAAGUUGAACAUCCCAGUAAGGAAACCUACAAGUAUUUCAUUGACCCAGUCCCAGACUGCCUGUAUGAAGGGUCCCAGGUUAUGACUCAGCACAUCUACAUGACGUUACCGCUUCUUAACAUACUUUGUUAAAACACAUCAUGACGUUCACCAGUCACACCAAUUUGAGAAAAGUACAGUGUAUUCAAUGUAUGAGGACGUUCUAGUUGGGUAUUGUUAGAACUGGUUCAUUAAAUGGACGAGGAGUUAAUUCCUCACUUCGCUCCCAAAUCAGUAGGAAAGUUUUCCGGAAAAGGCUCCGACGGUUUAGUUAUGCAAUCCAGAACACAACACUCCACUGCCGUCUUCUUCAUUUACAAGUUUUCUUGACGAAAAAUUACUAGGCCUUCAUACUGGAUCACAUUUGGUACAUUCUAAUGAUAAGUUCCUGACAAACCGGACCGUUUAACCAGAACGUCUUGGGAUAUCGGAACGACCGGUUCAUUCCAGCCUAUCUAGAAUAUUCUGCUGUAUUGAAUACGUUAAAAGAAUGUGAAGUAAGCUGGACACGGCUACUGGUAAUGCAUGUUUUCAGUAAUAAACGUAUUGAAUGA
Pecten maximus is the source of this 1380-nucleotide messenger RNA. RefSeq lists its product as uncharacterized. The record is from RefSeq and is a predicted model, not a curated record. Lineage: Eukaryota; Metazoa; Mollusca; Bivalvia; Pectinida; Pectinidae. The transcript has 8 exons. Bases 77 to 919 code for a protein of 280 amino acids.